Messenger RNA from Neolamprologus brichardi, 1894 nucleotides. The record is from RefSeq and is a predicted model, not a curated record. NCBI's taxonomy places the organism in Eukaryota, Metazoa, Chordata, Actinopteri, Cichliformes, Cichlidae.
CAGAAGAGCUCCGCUUACUGUGAUGAGCCAAUCCCAGCUGCCGUAGCGCAGGAGGCGGGUACACCUUGGACAAUUUACCAGCCUGUCGCAGGGCUGAUGGACCGUUAACAUAACAUGCAUGUUUUUGAACUGUGGGAGAUUAUUUUGCAAAGGUAUCGUGAGACUGGGCGCAGGAUUUACUGUGAACGUUUCUGAUUGGUCAAGUACUUGCCCCCCUCCUGCUUUGGGCUCCUUCCUUUAGGGAUUGCUGCAGCGGAUCGUGUGUCCAUCGAACGUUUUCUUAAGCAGCAUUGUUUUCUGUCACAGCAGCACUCUGCAUGUCCUCUUUCACUACUUCCACAAAAACUUUCUGUGGCCUUUUUUGUUUACUGUCUUUCUAAACAUAACUGAAGAACAGGAUAUCUGACAGAUAGAAAAGCAAAGUCAGGUUUUAUUCAUUAGUUAAUAAGACCAGAUUCAUUAAUUAUGCUGAGGACGAAAUCCAGCAGGAAGGGGAGUGAUCCAGUCAGGGUCACUGUUACUGUGCAGAACAUGAUCAAUGGGGUGUUACUGAAGUCACAUUAGUCUUUGAGUGCUUUUAAAUGAUGUGUUAUGGUUUUGUUAUGUGUGCCUACAAAGCUGCGUGUUAUUCUUUCUCUCAACAGGCAUCGUCAAGUCGCCCCUGGCUGGAGACUUCAUGAGCAUGCAGUGCAGGGAGCUGUUUCAGGAGCUAAACGUGGAGAUCAUCCCUCCCUACAUGAUCGCAUCGAAGGAUCCAGUGCGGGAGGGAGCCCAAGCCAGUUGGAAGAAAAAGGAGAAACUACCUCACGUCACCCGCUCUUGGCACAACUACAUGUGUAAUUGUGUAAUCCAGGACUUCCAGGCGUCAGUGCUGCAGGUGUCAGACUCUCCAUACGAUGAACAGGUUGCUGCCCAGAUGCCCACAGUGCACUACGAGCUGCCCAAUGGCUACAACUGUGACUUUGGAGCAGAGAGGCUGAAGAUCCCAGAAGGGCUGUUUGACCCCUCCAAUGCUAAGGGACUGUCUGGGAACACCAUGCUAGGAGUUGGCCACGUCGUGACAACAAGCGUGGGAAUGUGCGACAUCGACAUCCGGCCUGGUCUGUAUGGCAGUGUGGUGGUGACGGGAGGAAACACGCUCAUUCAGGGCUUCACCGACCGACUGAACAGAGAACUCUCCCAGAAAACCCCUCCGAGUAUGAGGUUGAAGCUGAUAGCAAACAGCACUACAGUGGAGCGCCGGUUCAGCGCCUGGAUAGGAGGCUCCAUCCUGGCAUCUCUGGGAACCUUCCAGCAGAUGUGGAUCUCCAAACAGGAGUAUGAGGAGGGAGGAAAGCAGUGCGUGGACAGGAAGUGCCCUUGAUUUGACCCCCGAUCCUCAUCGUCUUUCUCACUGCAAACUCAACUUUGUGAAUGGUUCCCCCUCUGACCCAGACUCAGGAACACCUCGCUGUUUUAUUUUUGUACGACUUGUUUUUAAAACCGAGCUUGUCCAUACACCUGUCUGGGAUUUGCUGUAGAAAACAAACAUCUGCAAUUUCAGCUCCUCGAGCUCCCUGAAAGUCGGCCGGCUGCCUUAUCUGUAAGUUGUUGGUGGGAACCUUGAAUCAAAACACGUUUCUGAUCAAAACGACAGAAGCCAGAAUGAUUUGUGCAGAUCUGGUAAACUUGGGAUGAUUAGGAUGCAUUUGGAAAAAUAACCUGUUAGUUUGACGUGAAUAUCGUCUCGAACCUUUUUUUUCUUCCUAUGUAGCAGGUCAAGUCCUCACAGGUAAAGGCCAGUGCGUUCCUACCUGUGCUUACUGGUAUUAACUCAGAUCUGUAUUUAAUUUUCAGUCUUGCUUGUCAUUGGCUUCAUGUGGUCUUUUACAAAUAAAGUUUUUUUUAAUGAUUA